AUGUGUGGUACAACUCCUGAUUCUGUUUGCGAGACACCUUGCCUACCCAUGUUGGGUCUACCGCGCACGAUGAAUGGUACAACACCCAUUUCUGCCCGCGAAGCACCUUGUGCCUUGAGACAUCUCAUCCGCGACGGUGUCGAUAGAAGGAUCUUAGACUCCCUCUCUGAAUAUGGAUGUCUACGCAAUUUCCUCGAAUGGGUCGAAAUCGACCGUUCCCCCAAUCCAGACAUAGAAGAAGACGAGCUCAGGAUGUGCCCUUUGAUCUGGUGUCGCAAGACUUUUGACAGUAGAGAAUUAGCAGCUCGUCACGUUCCCGAUUGCCCUCGCCUUUCGACUGCGUGGUAUUGGUGCCCGUUCCAUAAGCGCCCCGAACGUUUCCUAAAGUGUAACAAACUCUGCGAGAAUGAUCCGAAAGUCAGGUUUCGAAACAAAGACAAUAAGCUGGCUGAAAGGUUUCUCAAUUGGGUCUGUCGCAGACGCUCUGAGAAAAGAUCAGCCGAACUGAAGGAGCAAAGAGCCUUGGAUGGAGGCAUGCGGCAAGGAUGGAAGGAAGAGCUUGGCACAGGUCUUGACAAUCAAAGAUUCGAAUCGCCUGGAUCGGCCCUAAACUCGUCCCGGGCCAACGACUGUCCUAUGUUGACGGGAUGGUCAGAUGAAAAAGCAAGAUACCCAGGCGUCCGAGUUGCCGAAAUACGUGACCCUAACGUCUGUCUUCCGGAGCUAGCAUCACGCCAAAGCGUCGUAGGGCCAAUUCACGAGAUGUGCGACCCUUUUUCAGCACUCUCACACGAGAUGUACGACCCCUCAUCUCCCCCGAAAAUUUCUUUGGCGUCGUCCAAGCGGAAAGACUCACCAGAGCUUCUACAUCCGAUCAACAGCGAAUCUGGUCGGCCAAGCUUGUGGCAAAAAACGCACGGAACUCCAGCCAUUGAUAUUCGUUUGUCUACCGCUAAGCGAUCCAGCAAUGGCUGGCCUGAUACCCAUGAAACAGGGAGCACGAUCUCAUCUGUAGAUCAGGAAGCUUCCGAGGCGUAUGAUCUCUGCAGAAUACCAAGCCCCGGGCCUAGGCAUACAUCUAUGGCGAACCCGGAUCCCUAUACACAGAGCGAUAGUAAAAGAUGCACAAUCUUUGUGUCUACUGACAUUUCGAGAGAGAGUAGCGACAGUUCCGGGGCAUCGUUGGAGUCUCCUCGCGUUGAGACAAUAAUAUCAUCGUCACCAAGGCACAAACCAGUCGACCGGAUUAGACCGUUACCCACGCCGCCUCAGCGCAAGUCUUCAAACUUGAACGGGCCGUUGCCGUCGGUUCCAAAUUCGCCAUUAACGACCAGUUCUUCCGAACGCUUUUCAGUCGUGAGCCGUAAUCCUAGGUUGUCAAGCGGGACGUCUGUCUCCUAUACUGAUUCCGAGUUUGUGGGAUGUGCCCCUACAGAUGCGUCGACCGACACAUUUUGGACGGCUCACGAUUCGAUCUGGGAGUCCCAGAGGCGACACGAGCCAUCACUCACGAGCUCAUCUUCGACCGACAGCAAAGUUAUGAGAGAUGAGAUACUGGCUGGCGAUGCCUCGUCCGUGAAUCGAACUCGUCCAAACGAACCAAGGAAUCCUUAUACAUUCUGGAAUACUGUCUCUCCAAGUACCCUUGCUCCUACUGCUACCCCUCCAGCCUCAAAUGACGUCUCCCCAAGCUCUCAAAAAUUUGGACUUUCCUCCCCCUGGUCAUACAACUUCUCUCCAACAAGCCCAACAGUGAACUUUGUGUCUUCACCGUCAGGAGUUGCCUGUUCAUCCACAUUCACCCGCGAGGGACCAGAUCCGGGAAGGGUAGAGCAUCAUAAAGACGCCACCAGCGGUGGGAUAUCUCUUGAUUCAUCGCCUUCAGGAUCGACAACAAAAGAUCUCGAGCAUACACGCUCUGCUCGCAACAGCUCUGAGCCGGGUCUUCCAAUUCAGCGUCCAGUCUCGCACCCAGCGGUCUCGACAGCGUCUCGAGCCCCAUGGCCAAAGGACAUCCUGGCCCAACAGCAUUCCCAUUCUUUCUAUCGUCCGUUCCAAAUCAAAGAGUUUGACCCGUCGUCCGUCUGUGUUCAGCCUUCGCUCAUGAGAAUGGAGUCGACAGACUUGGCUGGCCCUAUCCAUUGGAGUGGUGUCGACGAUUUAUUAGAGUCAAUGAUAAAGUCAAAUAUGACACAUGCCGAAGCCUCAAAGUCGUGGACCACCGCUUUCUUGCCCUCUGUAUCUUCUUCUGCACCUCCGGCACGGGAUAUUGACAUGGAAUCGAGCUUCAUGAGUGGGAGCAUGGAGACAGUGAGACCAGAGAUACCAGUGCCCCUUUUUACCUCGAUCGACACGAUGGCUGCUAAUUAUGGUCUCUGCAAGCUGCCAUCGCCGACCUGCGAUGGUGACCCGCACUAUCCGUUCAACUCGUCGUUUUGCUCAGAAAGACAGCCUAGCGUCGCCUUGUGGAGUAGGAGGCAUAUGGACGUUCCGCCAUUACCUUUGUCCAGAAGCAACAUCUUUUCAUCGGGCUCCAGAGGUGAGGAGGCAAUCUUGAACCCUCGGAGGUCCAGGCCGACGCCGGAGAUGGUACCGCAGAGCCAGAGCAGAGAAGGACAAAGGAGCAAUGGCGAAGCCGCAGGCUCCGAAAGUGAGGUUGCUUCAGCGCAUCAACGCCGACCUCACCUAUCUAAUGCUCUUGAUUCACCAUCUUCUACAAAGUCUCUGCCACAUUGCUUCGAUCAUGGAUCCCUCCUGGUGACUCAUUCUGCACCAAAGCAGGUGCAGGUCCAAACACUCCAGGCAUUGGUUGGCGCUGUGAACAAAGAUUGGAUGCAGAGGCUGGAAUUAGACUCUGAGCUCUGGUUCCGUUGUGCUGCACUGCCGCCAUGUGAUUUGUUCGAAAAAGGCAUCGGGACCCUGAGGGAAUACUUUCGUGGCAGAUUGGGACAGACCUUCGAUGACGUCUUUGCGUUUAUACAUCUGGCAUUUGCUGCCGCGUUUCUCUUACACUAUCAGCAGGAUUUUUAUGGCUUGGAUACUUUUUAUUACGACGCUCUUCAGUGGCAGCAUGCGCUUUCCGACAAGGACGACAAGAUCUUGUUUCUGAAGGUUAUGAAUCGUUGGUCGUGGCUACCUAAGAUUCAGCCUACCCUGUUAUUCAAUAGCAGUCGCCAUGCAAGCGUCGGAAGCAGCAUCUCCCGGGAGUCACUCAACUGUAGCAACCAGGCAGACAUGUUGGAUGUAUUAAGAAACAGUGAGGUUUUCAAAGGUUGCAUUAGUUUCCUCGACGGCAAGCCAACACUUAUUCCAUUCAAGAUUUAA
Letharia columbiana is the source of this 3324-nucleotide messenger RNA. RefSeq lists its product as uncharacterized. The transcript has 4 exons. Lineage: Eukaryota; Fungi; Ascomycota; Lecanoromycetes; Lecanorales; Parmeliaceae. Bases 1 to 3324 code for a protein of 1107 amino acids. The record is from RefSeq and is a predicted model, not a curated record.